GCGUCGAGAACACAGCAGGACGCUCAGUAUAUAAGAGGCGUUGCGUCAGACAAGGCAAUCCAUCAUCCCCAUGCAACAAGCCUACAGCUGAGGCGCGCUGUCACGACCAGCGCCCCGUUAUCCACGCCAAGGCACAAUCCCCAUUGUUCAGCCCACCAAGAGAGGACAAUGGCAGGCGCCAAUCCGUCAAGUCGCAGCUCGCUCGAGGCCCCCGAUGGCCGCAAUUCGACACAGCGGCCUGGAAUCAGCACAUUGCAGUCUCCAGAGCCCUACGGUGGUCAUGGCCUUUACACCGUUUCCGACCCACGGGCGUCAUCUGCACAGUCUCUCGUGCCCUCGCUCCCAGAAUAUGAGGAGUUUGCCAGGAGGAAGCUCCUCAUCAUAUAUAUUCACGGCUUCAUGGGGAACGACACAUCUUUCCAGUCCUUCCCGCUUCACGUUCAUCGCUAUCUGAAGGAUGCCCUGGCGGAAACCCAUGUCAUCCAUUCCAAGAUUUAUCCCCGGUAUAAGACGUACAAGGCCAUCGACGUUGCUCGCGACAACUUUAGCCGUUGGCUCCAACCCCAUGAGUCUCCCACCACCGACGUUAUCCUGGUCGGGCAUUCCAUGGGCGGCCUUUUGGCUGCGGAUGUCAUCUUGAUGCCUGGACAACAACCACAACAAACCUAUUUGAGGCAUCGCAUUCUUGGCGCAGUACAUCUUGAUUCUCCCAUCCUAGGCCUGCAUCCAGGUAUCGUCGUUUCUGGAAUAUCGAGUUUGUUUCGCGCCAAACCAGAGAAGCCUGGCUCGCCGACCAGCCCUGGUGCGCAACUUGGCGCAACUGGCAGCCAGAGUGAUGUACUCUCACCCACGCAGUCUCUCUACUCGGAAAGCUCUUUCGAUUCGCAAACCACAGCAGCUUCCAGCAUACCGCCGCCUGGACCGGGCUUCGCGGGGGCAAGAACGAUGGAUCCAAACUUUGAUCCGAGUUUCCCCAACGACGUGCGACUCAAGGAUCGGAGCUGGUGGAAGAACGUUGUCCACUUCGCCAAGAAGCACAGCUCGGAAGGGCUGAUCGAUGCGGCCACAAAGCACCUCAUGUCCCAUCUUGAGUUCGGCAGUUGCCUGAUGGACUUUGGCGGGCUUAAAGCUCGUUAUGAGAACGUGCGCAAGCUCGAGGAUGUUGACGAUAUCAAGAACUAUGGAUUCCCGCACGUCCCACCACAAGUCCGCUUCGUCCAAUACUAUACGGUCUGCUAUGGGUUUCCCAAGGUGCCAAAGAGUCCAAAAGUGGAAGAGUCACAGCCCAUGAUAACACAGAGUUUGGACUCGGUAGUGGUGGCAGAUUCGAAGCCAGCGACCGAAUCUGCAGACAAGCGGGAAGCGCCAAAGGAGCUUGUUCAAGCCUCUGAGCACAGUACACUGAACGUGAACGCUUUGGGCCCUAUCCCUAAGGAGGCCGGGUCACCGUCUCACCGCUCAGUUAGUGACUGGUCCGCGUCUGAGCUCGAGAUGCUUGAGCCCGAGCCGAUUCUUGAUGACGAACCCCUUCCUUCAGAGAACAAGAAUGAGAGCACAGGCCUGCAAACGACCACGUCUCAACCAGAUGCUGGCAAGGAGGAUGUUAACACCAGGGCUGAGAGUUCGGCUUCGUCCAUACUCGAGAAGCCCAGUGAAGGGGCAUCUGCCGUGGAGAAGCCGGACGGCGAAGCAACAUCUCCCAGUCCGCCAAGGAUAGUACAGGAGUCGGCUACAGGCACUCUGACCGACCUCAUGACUGCGACUUCAGCACUGUCACUUGACUUGCCGGCCAUCCCCGAGCCUCCGUCGCCACCAGAACUGCCGGACCUGGAGAAGUUCACAGACAAGGACGCGCGCAAGCUGGCAGAGAAGGAGUCCAAGCGCCUUCUAAAGGCCUAUGAGCAGGCUGUCAAAGACCGUAACAAGGCCAUCAAGGAGCGCGACAAGAUCAUCGAGAAACGCCAGAAGAAGCUCGCGCAGGAGGCCGAGAAGCGCGAGAAGGAGGCGCAGAAGCAGGCGAAGCAGGCCGAGAAGCAAAUGCAUAAGGACGAGGCAGAAGAGGCAAAGAGGCAGGCCGAGGCCAAAGCCGUCGCGGAUGCCGAGAAUAUCGCUCAGAGUGCGGCGGCGGCAGCGACGCUGACUGACGAGCAACUGAGUCCGCAGAACUCGAACUCAGGAGCCGCCGAGUUGAGCACGGAUCAUUCUCAGGCAGUAGCUGAGGGGGCUAGGUCACCCCCAGCGGCGGAGCAAGAGAACAAACCGCCAAAGAAGCUCAAGGAGCGCAAGUUCAUCAAUAUGCCUAGCAAGAUCAACGGGCAGCCUGACCCGAAGUGGGUCAAGAUCUUCAUGAAGGACAUGGACGAGACAGCGGCGCACACGAGCCUGUUCUUCCCUGGAGAGCACUACGAGAAGCUUGUCGGCGAUGUUGGAGAGCUGAUAAUGCAGUGGGUGCAGUAUGACUUGACCAAGAAGGCCAUUAUGGGAUGGAGCGAGGGGUGAGCUCGGGGUUCGGGUAUGAGGGGGAGAGGAGGGUACAGGUGCAGUGUCUCGUCUUUUCUUUGUCGUUGGUAGCGGCUAUACCUUAGUAUUAUUGUGCUUGUUUCUUUUGUACAUUUGCGUGUUUCCACGUUUUCAUGAAAGCGCGAUGUGGACGGCCCUGGUGGCCGCCGAGCUCGUGAAACUGGUGACGGGCAUUGUUGAAGACUUCCUUCCGCAAGCGAUGUAUUCAAUAGCAUUAUUGAUCUCCUUGCCGAGUGGAUUCCCCUGACAUAUUUCCUCACACUAGGCGACUUCUACUGUGACCUCAAUCAGGUCUAUGGGCAAUCACGCAUGAACUCCUACCGACGACAACGUGUGGCAUUUUGUGUUUUUUCUUUCUCUCGUCCCCGCCUUACUCAGAUCAUAUCAACGCGGCUUCUGAAGCGCUAUACAAUCCAGAAUCUAAAGUUAACACAAAUAUGCAUCCCCCCCCCCUUCUCUU
Messenger RNA from Microdochium trichocladiopsis, 2980 nucleotides. RefSeq lists its product as uncharacterized. The coding region runs from base 169 to 2499 and encodes 776 amino acids. NCBI's taxonomy places the organism in Eukaryota, Fungi, Ascomycota, Sordariomycetes, Xylariales, Microdochiaceae. The transcript has 2 exons. The record is from RefSeq and is a predicted model, not a curated record.